CUUUACCCACCAGCCUCUUUCCCCUCUUCCCCCCAUCACCUGCCCCUCAUCCCCAUGCCUCUCUUUCCCAGGUCUCCAGGAGGCUACGUUUAAAUUGCUAAGCUUCAGGGAGAUGAAGGCUUCGUCAAGCUGACAACAGCCUCCCAAGGCUCCCUGCUUCUUCAUUUAGGCAACUCCUCCAGCGAAGAAGCCCCGGCCGCCGCUCCGGCUCUCUCUGUCUCUGUCGCCUCUUCCCUCGGCUCGCCGGGGCCCCGGGGCCGGGCAGGACCGGACCGGGCCGGGUUUCAUGGAGAAGGUCCCGGGCGCGAUGGAGACGGAAAGGCGGGAGCGGAGCGAGGAGCUGUCAGAGGCGGAGAGGAAGGCGGUGCAGGAGACGUGGGCCAGGGUCUACGCCAACUGCGAGGAUGUGGGGGUCGCCAUCCUAGUGAGGUUCUUCGUGAAUUUCCCAUCAGCCAAGCAAUACUUCAGCCAGUUCCAACAUAUGGAGGACCCGGUGGAGAUGGAGCAGAGUACGCAGCUGCGCAAGCACGCUCGGCGGGUCAUGGGUGCCCUCAACACGGUCCUGGAGAACCUGCAUGACCCCGACAAGGUCUCGUCCGUGCUGGCGCUGGUGGGCAAGGCGCAUGCGCUCAAGCACAAAGUGGAACCCGUCUACUUCAAGAUCCUGUCCGGGGUUAUCGUGGAGGUCAUCGCGGAGGAGUUUGCUGACAACUUUCCGGCCGAGACCCAGAGAGCCUGGGCCAAGGUGCGCAGCCUCAUCUACACCCACGUGACAGCCGCCUACAAGGAAGUGGGCUGGGGCCAGCAGAUUCCUCACGCCACCGUCCCGCCAGCCACCCUGCCCUCUUCACUGCCGUAGGCCCCUUCCCUGCCCCGCAUCAGCACCUCCAACGGGAGACCGGGAUCCCCCGGUGGGGGGGCCGGCCUCCACCCUCCGCCCCCUCCGUCUCCUCCCUCUCUGGCGCCGAGGAAGCUGGAGGGACGCCGCCAACUCUUCCUUCAAGAGACGGGCCGCCCUGGGGCUACCGAGAAGUGGUAUCGGCCACCCAGAUGCCGGGCCUCAUUCUGCGGCCCUCCCCCCCUCCAGUGGGGGAGCGUGCCCCCUCCCUGCAGAGCUGGGCCCACCGCUCCCACCCGGCCUUUUUACUUGCCGGUGGAGACGGUUGGCUCUGUAGCCCAUCCUGAGAAGAAAGCAGCCUCCUGUUUCUCAGCCCACCCGACCCGGUGUUCCUGCGGCCCUCUCAGCAUGCUGGACCUCACCUCACGUCACACCUCUAGAGCAUCCUAUGCACACAUCUACCGUAUAUAAAGAGCUAGAGCUAGAUACACUAUAAGCCACACCCACCCAUAUAUAGGCACCCCAUCAAAGUGAGCACAGGGUGACGGGGGUUGCGGGUCAGCUUGAGAUGGGACCAGUUCUGCAGGACUCAUGUGGCACCUUCCGGGAAGUUAAGCUCUCUUGGUUCUUACCCUCAAUCUUCCCCACCAACCCACAGGCACACACGCACAUACCCACACACAUACUAGGCUCAAUGUCUUCCUUAGUUUCCUUAGUCCCUCUGACUCGGUGAUCUGAUCUAUGUUUGGGCCUCGGGUACUGGCACAGAUAAAGGGGUGGGGGUCCCAGAUGUGCAGACAGGACCAGCUGUGUAGUUUCUGCUUCCUGCCCCACCCCAGAGACCCCGACAUCCCCCUUCUGGGGAGUUGGAGUGAGUCUCCUGGCCCAGGCCCCCUACCCAGCCGUCUGUCCUGUCUGCCUGAGUUUCCCUGGGUCACUUGGAACCCCGUGUUGUCCCCAAGAUGACCUUACUGCCGUGGCUGCUGUGCCCAUGUACCCCACGUGUCUCUACCGUGCCCCAGCCACGAGGCUGUCAGUGUAACCACCUGUUCUGAUUUUGUAGAAUUCUUGUUUGUAACCGGAGCCGGCUAUGUCAUUAAAUACAACUGUUCCCUGUCCA
This is a messenger RNA of Ornithorhynchus anatinus (platypus), 1958 nucleotides long. It is a transcript of the gene CYGB, whose product is annotated as cytoglobin. Bases 287 to 859 code for a protein of 190 amino acids. Gene Ontology annotation, biological process: oxygen transport. Gene Ontology annotation, molecular function: iron ion binding; oxygen binding; heme binding. NCBI's taxonomy places the organism in Eukaryota, Metazoa, Chordata, Mammalia, Monotremata, Ornithorhynchidae. The transcript has 5 exons. The record is from RefSeq and is a predicted model, not a curated record.